Molecule: messenger RNA, 9378 nt
Organism: Enterobius vermicularis (human pinworm)
Lineage: Eukaryota; Metazoa; Nematoda; Chromadorea; Rhabditida; Oxyuridae
Source: the annotation of a GenBank genome assembly
AUGGUCUUCGAAAGCGUUGUUGCAGAUUUGUUGAACCGUUUUUUGGGGGAUUUUGUUGACAGCCUAGAUGCUUCGCAGCUCAACAUUGGAAUAUGGAGCGGCGAUGUCAAGCUGGAGAACUUGGAAAUUAAGGAAACGGCAUUGGAUGAGAUGGAGUUACCGAUCAAACUGAAAUAUGGUUAUUUGAAGAACUUGACGUUGCAAAUACCAUGGAAAAGUUUAUAUACAGAACCAGUUGUCGCAACCAUUGAUGGCUUGUACAUGAUCGUGGUCCCGAACAAAGGUGUUGUUUAUAAUGAAGAGAAAGCAAAGAAAGUUGAACAAGAAGAUAAGCUUAAAAAACUAAUGCGAUUGGAAGAGAAUAGGAAAAGAAGAAGGAAGGAGGUCCAAGUCGCUGAUGAUGGAUUUACUGAAAAGCUCGUUGCACAAAUCAUCAAAAAUUUGCAGAUUCAUAUACGUAAUAUUCAUGUCCGUUAUGAAGACAAGUAUACAAAUAGGCAUAGACCGUUUGCUCUCGGUAUUUCUUUGGAGGACCUUCACUUUCAAACGACGGAUUCUAACUGGAAAGAGACGAUACAUAAAGAGGCUGUCAAGAUAGUUUAUAAAUUGGUUUCUUUGAACAGCUUAGCUGUUUACUGGAAUUCGGAUACUAAACUCAUAUCGGAUUUGGAAGACCAUCAAGAAAUAGAAAGACUAAUGGUUGCAGGGAUUGCAUCUAGUGGGAGGAAGCCGGAGGGCUAUACUUAUAUAAUUGAGCCAAUUACUAUGCAAGCCAAAUUGUCGAUGAAUCAGAAGCCGGAGGCAGACGGUUCAGACUGGAAAAUUCCAAAAAUCAAUUUAAUUGUUGAUAUGGAGAGUCUUGCACUUUUUUUGGGGAAGUUUCAAUACCAAGAUGUAUUACUCGUUCUCGAUGCACAAGAGCGUGCAGCAAAUGGGACGCGGUAUUUAAAAUAUCGCCCAAACUUAAACGAAUAUAAUGGCCAUUAUAAGAUAUGGUGGCACUUUGCAUAUGAAUGUGUUCUAGAAGAACAGAUUAGAAGGAAAAAAAGGAAUUGGUCUUGGGAACGUAUGAAAGCUCACAGAUGCCUCGUACGUAAGUAUAAAGAAGCAUGGAUCAAGAAGCAGACAGAGAAAAGUAUUGGACAAGAACACUCAAAAGUCAUUGAGGAAGCUGAAGACUCAUUAGAUAUUUUCAACAUAAAUGUUGCUCGUCAACAAGCCGAAUUUGAAAUUGAUCGCUUAGGAUUGACGCGUCUAGAGGAUCAACCACAAGGGUGGCUAAAUUGGGCAAAAAGCUGGUGGGGUGGAGAUAGUAGUGGUAAAGGUAAGGAUUCUUCUAAACAUUCUCCUGGUAAUAUUGUCUCGCAGUUCGAAGAAGCUAUGACUCCCGAGGAGAAAUCGAAACUUUAUGAAGCAAUAGAUUACCAGGAAAACACUCCACCUACGGAUUAUCCUAAACAUUUUGUGGAGAACGUCGUUUCAAUUGGUUUGAAAUCGGUGGAAGUUGUUGUCGAAAACUCAUUGCAUUUGAAGUUUAUGACACUGACGGGUCAGCCAAUGCUGACGAUGGCACGUCGUGAUUCAGAUUGGCUGGAAGUUUUGGUUGAUACCAAUCCACUAAAUCGUGAAGAAAACAACUAUGAUCAGUUCUUUAAAUUAUCUAUUGCUCCAACCCUUUUAAAGUACCACGCACUCGCUAUUAACGCAUUACUUGACGUACUGAAACCUCCAGAAAGUGUUCGACUCCACAAGUUAGCAGCAGCCGCGAUGGCACGUUACGAGGAUGUUAAAAUGCGUUCCAUCACUGGUUUGAGCCACGCCGUAGAAAUGAAGAACAAAUUGGUUUUGGAUAUAAGUAUCGCUCCAGCCACUAUCGUCGUUUCUGAAACAGGGGUGUUUAAGGAAGAAAAUACGGCACUUGUUCUUGAUUUAGGUGUUCUUGAAAUUAAAAGUGUCGAGGAGGAAACCUAUAGCCAUGAAACAGUUUUUGAGAGUGAAAAAACGGUCGAGGAACGGAGGGAUGAAUUGUUAAAACGCGCCUACGACAAAUUUGACAUCAAGCUUUCGAAUGUCCGUGUAACGUUGGGUAAUGAUUACCAGACCUCUAUGAAAUGUCUUGAGGUUCCGUCAUCUCCAUGUCACAUUCUGCGUCCAACAGGAAUGGCUAUACAAGUCCAUAAGUCAUCCAUAAGUGAUAUUCAGCUGCCGAACAUGCGGGUACUUGGAGAUCUUCCUGAUAUUGUUGUUGCACUUUCUGACGAACAAUUAAUAAAACUUAUGAGGUUACUUACGAGUAUUCCUCUCCCUCCUCCAGAUGAAAGUGUGGAGGAGAUAAGUGAGGUGGACAAGACGAAUCUGCGGGACAAGGCGAAGAUGCACGCCAUAUUGGAAGUAAACGAAAUGGAAGAAAAGACAGUUCCAGCUGAGAAAAAGGAUGCAGAAGAAGAUGAUAUUUCCCGAAAUCAGCAAGUCUCUUUGAUAGUCGGCAGGAAGGAAGAAGUCUUAUUAGCUGUUAAAAUAGGAAGGAUGGGUUGUUCUCUGACAAUGAGAAAUUUCGAUAUGACAGUGGAUGCGCAUCUUGGAGAAUUACUUAUUGAACAGCCUCAAUACGCGAGUUUAGUCCCAGGGAGAAAAACUCUGUUCUUGAUCGAUAAUGUGCAUCAAACUGACGAAAAUCUUGUAGAUAUUAAGUAUAUUUCGGCGAAUCCCGAAAGCCCAUUUUUUGCAACCACUUAUAAAUCAGUUGAACAGUCAGUAACUAUAUCAUUCAAAAGUUUGAAUGUGUCCCUUUAUCAGGAGGCUAUUCUGGGCCUCAAAGAAUUUGCCGAAGAGCUACAGAGAAACAUGGAAGAGAUUAAAAAAGAAAAUCCUCAAUUAACAGAACGUCAAGAGGUUGGGAAGCGCAGGCUGUCCAGGAUGCUUAGCCAGUCGAGCACUGUUAGUGUUUCUGGGGAGAAAAGUGAUAAGAAGAUUAGUGAGCUGCGCCAUGAAAGGAAAUUACUUGAAGCAGCUGAAUAUGAUCCCACAGUCAAAUUAUGCAAAACUACUCAAUUAAUUGCCGGUCUUCGUGAACUGUUAAUUGAAGAAUGUAGUGGCGUGACAGUAUACAAACAAUUACUAACUGUUUGCGGUGAAGACGAAGUUUUCACUCUGGAUUUAAUGAUUUUCAACAGGACAGAACUAGAAAAAAAAAAGAUGAAUGUUACAGAUGUUGACUUAAUAGUUAAAGCUCGUCUUGCUCGUUUGAGAUUUAUAUUUUUGAAAGUCUGGCUUUCCAGAUUAAUGUUAUGGUUGGGACCUUUUCAAAAAGAAGCUGCUAUAGCUGCCUCACAAGCUCAAGCUUUGGCUGCUGAAAAAGCUACAGAAACAGUUGCAAAUGUGCGUAAUCAACUGAUGGAUGAAGUACCACCGAGAGCCAAGUUUGAUAUAGUACUUGCAGCACCUACAGUUCUCGUACCUCAGAGCUCCAAAUCGGACAGUGCUCUUGUAUUUGAUUUUGAUUCUGAUGAGUGCUUAGCAAAAGGUUUAAUAUCUGAAAAUGGUGAGAUCAGGUCGAAAUGUGAAAUCCUAGAACCAUUGUCAUUUGCACUAACAAUUAUGCGCAGUUUAUCUUUUGCAUGGUACAAGAGUAAGCCGGAGGUUUCUGUGGAUGCCCAUAUCUCUGCGUUGCAGCUGUGUAUGUCUCAAGGAGACUAUGCCACAAUAAUGAAAACAUUGAGUGGAAAUUUGGCUGAAGGAGACGAGGUACCAGCAGAAAUUGUUGAAAUACCGGAAGAUGAAGAGGAGAGCGAGGGGGACAAGGCAAAACCAAGCGAAGAUAAAAUUGGUGAGAAGUUGGUUGAACAAAAAGCUCCAAAGUCUCCUGAUGUUCAGUCGGCAGUGCGUUUCGCUGUGAAGUUUACCGUUGAUGAAAUUGCUGCUCUUCUCUUUUCAGGAUCAUCUGAUUUGGAAGACAGCGUUGAAAUUGUUGCUCGCGAUGACUCGGUUAAGUUUGCAGCAGUACGAUUAACUACUGUUCAAUUACAAGCUGAUAUGCUUGAAAACGGUGCUUUGAAAGUCGACUUUUUGCUACAAGGAUUUACUAUGAGAGAUGAAAGAACGUCUAGUAUUGGGAUCAGAAGGCUUUUGGACAAAAAAGCGGAUGAGACGGGGAAGGUCCAGGACAGUUUUAUCACUGCUCACUAUGAGCAAAAUGCGAAAAACGAUAAGAAUGUCAAGUUUUCGUCAUCUUCGUUCUUCCUGUGUCUCUGCCCCGAAUUUAUGGGAGCUCUUGCGAGUUUCUUUUCUGUUCCUUCUGAUGAGAACGAGGACUUGAACGUUAAACCAGACGCUAUUAAAACGUCUAUUGAGACUCGUAAAACAGCGACGACUGCACAGCCAUCAUCUGGUUUGGAGGGAACGAUCUCAAUGGAUUGUAAAAUGCAUGAAGUUGAAGUUAUUUUAGUAGAAGAUUCAACCAGUCCAGAAUCAACUCAGGCACUUUUUUUAACUUUCAAUUGUGCCAUCAAAGGAAUGCAUGAUGGUACCAAUCAAUUUAUCGACGGUGGAGUGAAGAAUUUGCAGAUGUUUAGCUCCUACUAUCAAGAAGAAAAACGUCCGUUGGCAUCAUAUCAGGUUAUGAAUCCCAUCAGUUUAACAAUGAAAGGAGUUAUUGGCACUUCAAAAUCUCAAGAAUUUGAAAUUGAACUAACACCAGUUCAUUUAAAAAUUUCUCCAAGUAUUAUUAGGCUUCUCAGCGCUGUUUCGUCAAGUUUCUCUGCAGCAAAUCAGUCUCAGGAUGAAGUUCCUAACAUAAUAUUACGCCCGUAUUUUCAGAACGUUGUGAAAAAAAAGCGAAUUCCUGUUUUGAAAAAAUAUCCGGAUUAUUGGGGAAAGAAGAAAAUUGAUCGAAAUAAAUUCUGGUGGUUACGUAGCAAAGCAGUUUCAACAUAUGAUGAAGUACCAUUCGAUUAUGGAAUUGAUGUUGUCGAGGGACCUGAUCACGAGGAAAAGGCGCUAAUUAAAAUGCAGUCUUUGGUGGUAACUGUGGAAGCAGGGACGGGUAAAUUGACAACUCCUAUGAUCCUACUUGAGACUUCCCUUGACGGAGUCGUCUCAGAUUGGAGUUCACUGUUGACAGCAAAAGCUACGUUGACAUUACAAGUUUCAUACUAUAAUGACAGGUUUUGUGUAUGGGAACCUGUGAUUGAACCUAUUGAGGUCGGAGACGGAGUUUGGGAGAAAUGGAAAUUGGAUUGCGAACUUGUAACUAACAGUGAAGCUGAAAUAGCUCAAGUAGCUCAGGCACCACACAGUAUGGACCAACCAUUAGCUAAAGUUCCCAAACAGUCAGUGAAAAUAAAUGCGUUGAAUAUGAUGAAUAUUACAGUGACAAAGUCUUUUGUCGAAAUUCUUAAUGAACUUGGCGAGUCACUGCAAGCUGCAGCAAAACAAGUUUCGCCUCAACGCGGCCGAGAACUGCCUGGUAAUGCUCGUUAUUUAAUACUUAACAACACCGGAAUGGAUAUUACAGUAGGAAAUUCCGAAAGUUUGAAGGUAAACCAAACUGGUGAUUCUAUUGUUGCUCAAAAAAACAAAUAUGUUGAUCUAGAAGUUCCUGCAGACAACGAAAUUAUUGGUUUAAGUCAGAGCCAAAGUGUUAAAAAGGCUAUUCUCCGGCUUUCUUUUGAUGAAUUCCAUACCGACCGUGAGAUCAAUGUUAUGAGAGCGGAAGUACGAGUUCUAAAUUUGCCGCGGAAAGAUGAAAGAGGUCAGAACUGGAAAGCGGUGUCUGAGACGAAAAUUGUGGAUUUGAGACGGCUCAUUACUCUUAGAUCUUUGAUACAGAUCUCUUUGAUUCUGGCUUUUGUGUUUCCUUGUUAUCUGAAUAGUAUUGCUGGAUUGUUUAUUACCUACUUUAAGUUUGUAAACCAUACCAAUCUACCUUUUGAAAUCCACUCAAUGCUCAACGAAGCUCGAUUAGAGCUGUGUGGUGUUGCUACAGUUAACUCAGAACCGCUAGAUAUUGCAUUAGAAGCUCUUUACUCACCGAUGGGAAAGUUUUAUCUGAAACCAGUUGGCGAGAACUAUGAGAUGAGCAACGAACCAAUAUCUUGGCAUACCUUUGAGGACAAACAGCGCGAAGUUAUUCGCUGUGAUUCUUCGGCUGAUCCCAAUGCCGCAUUUUAUGCAGCUUUAGUGAUCCAACAAAUCCCCAUCAAGGGUGAGAGGGGCAGUAAUUUCUCCGACACCUCCUUCACUGUUCACAUAUAUCAGCCCCUCACACUUCAUAAUUUCCUUCCAGUUCCACUGCGUGUCUUAAAUCCGAUAGAAAAGACGCUUGAAGGAGGUGAAGAAAUGGACUUCAACGUUUAUCCUCAUCAGAAAAUCUUCUUUGAGCUAUCUUAUCGAAACGAAAUGUACCAUGGUGAAAUUGAGUAUGCUUUGGAUCACGAAGAUCUUGAAGUAGUGACAUUAGAGACAAAAGAUGACGGAGUGAUACUGAACCUUGGAGUUCAUUGGAGCACUGAGCACCGUAGAAUGGAUGUGGAAAUCUAUUCUCCGUACUGGUUUGUAAAUAAUACGGGUAAAACUCUGAAGUACGUGUCGAAAAUACAACUAGCAGGAACACACUGGUCAGAUGAGUUUCCCCUGGAUGCUGUUGGUAAUGCUGGACGCAUUACUUGCAAAUCAGAUGAACGAGAUUUUGAAGUGUCGUUGGAUGUUCAACUAUGCCAGUCCGGGCUUACAAAAGUAGUCACGUUUUCGCCGUUCUACAUGGUCAGUAAUGUAAGCAACUUUGACAUGGAAGUUAAGGAAUUUGGAAAGGAUGAGUGGACGUUUGUCAAAGCAGAAACGAGAUUUUCACUGCUGAGUCUAGUAAUAUUUCUGUAUAAAUUACAGUGUGUCGGUCUUUGGCCUCGUCAGGAGCAAAAACGGAAGUAUCUUGUGGUUCGAUAUGCAGGAACAGUGGAAGAAUCUAUCAUGUUUCCAUUCACGGAGAAUUUUGAACAGUUCUGCUUCAUAAAUAACGCCUACCUCGGUAUAUACGUCACUUGCACUCUUGGCGAAUCUUCUUCUGUCAUAAGGUUGGAACCUUUUUCUCCUGGCAUGGCUCCUGCUCUCAUUAUGAAUGCUACCGAUGUUCCGAUUGGAUACUCUCAAAAAGGUGCUCUCGGUCAUCAUUCGAGUGAAGUUCUUUCACCAGGAGAAUAUUGCUAUUUUACAUGGUCUGACGUAACGUUGGAACGGCUGCUGAAAUGGUCCGCCGCCAAAAAUGAACAUUUUGAUGGGCUAUUUAGAAAUGCCUAUGAAUCAUUUUCAGUGCCCAAUUCUCCCAAGUCUUAUUUCUGGAUUUCUUUCCUCAAUGGUCGUCAGCGAGUUUUGCUCUUCACUAAUGAAGUUAACAUACUCGCCUUAGCUCAGGAAACUAAUGAAGUUGGGGAAAUCGCUCAGCAGAUAGAAAUGAGUUUACAGGGUAUUGGGUUGUCUAUUGUUGAUAAUUUGAAUGUUGAAGAGAUAUUAUACAUUGGUAUUGCCUCUUCGGCUAUAACUUGGGAACAGUUUAUAAAGUCGCGGUUCAGACUUUUCACGUCUGCAGAAAUAGAUGCUAUUGAAAAAGCUUACCAGGUGUGGUUAGAUACAGGAAGCCAAGGUGUAGUUAACCUUAACGGGUCUGAGAUUGAUUUUGCCAAUAUGAAACUCAAAAAGAAAAAAAAUGAGGUAUCAAUUCGUAGGCAAUUCCAAACGGGACUUUGGUUGCAGUAUAGCUCUGGUGCUCGUCGAAGUGCACUUCAUCUCAAGGUUAAUCAUCUUCAAAUUGACAAUCAGAUGACUGCAUGUAUAUUUCCAUGUGUUCUUUCAAUGGUGGAACAGCCAAAAUCUGUUGUUGCUGCAGAAACUCCUAAGCCGUUCUUUGAAGUAAGUUUCACUAUGAUGAUGCAAGAGCACAGCAAUGUCGUAGAUAUCAAAUAUCUACACCUGUUGGUCCAGGAGUUUGCUGUUCAAAUUGAUCAAGGUUUAAUCAAUGCGCUUUUGGGAUUUGUUACUACUAGUAGCGACCAAAAACCUUACACUAAAGAAAUGUUUGAGAAGGACCUUGAAUUAACAAAAUACGACCUUUCACAGUUAGCCCUGACUUCAUUUUCUUCUUCUCAGCAAGCCUUCUACGAGGAUCUUCAUAUUUCACCCCUGAUGAUACACUUUUCAUUUUCUCAAGGAGGCCAUUUAUCAUCAAAAGAUAAAAAUAAAGUAGUUCCGAUUCAAUCGGAAUUUAUCAAUGUACUUUUGAAAAGUGUUGGCGUAACCCUAACCGAGCUUCAGGAUGUUGUUUUCAAGCUUGCGUUUUUCGACAGGAAGUUUAUCUUUUACAACAAGCAGCAGUUACAGUCAGAAAUUGUAUCUCAUUACACGAAACAGGCGAUAAAGCAGUUAUAUGUUCUGGUUCUUGGGCUUGACAUUAUCGGAAAUCCGUUUGGCCUUGUCCGAGACCUUACUGCUGGUGUUGAAGAUUUCUUCUACCAACCUUUCCAAGGGGCUAUUCAAGGACCUGAAGAAUUUGCGGAAGGAGUUGCGCUCGGUGUAAAGAGUCUGUUCGGUGCUACCGUUGGUGGUGCAACUGGAGCAGCUUCUCGUAUAACAGGCACUUUAGGGAAGGGCGUUGCUGCAUUAACCUUAGACGAAGAUUAUCAAAGAAAGCGACAACAGGCGCUUAACAGGAGACCUCGGAAUUUCGGUGAAGGUAUGGCACGUGGAUUUAAAGAUGUUGGCGUCGGAGUUGUGGAAGGAAUUACAGGCGUUGUUACUAAACCCAUUGAAGGUGCUCGCAGCGGUGGAGUUGGGGGAUUUGCAAAAGGCCUUGGGAAAGGUUUAGUAGGAGCCGUUACGAGACCAGUAUCAGGUGUCGUCGACUGUGCAAGCACUUCGCUAAACGCCGUCAAAACUAUUGCCAGUGGAGAGCAUGGAGUGAAGCCCUUACGCCCACCCAGAGUAAUUCUUCCUGACAAUAUAGUGCGCCCAUAUUCUCAAAAGAGUGCUAUUGGAGCGAGAGUUUUUCGGGAUACGAAUCAUGGGUCGAUAGCACAAACGGAUCAUUUUAUUGGAUAUUCAGCAAUAUCGGAGAAAUGUGUUUUUAUAGUGACCGACAAGCGAGUGUUCCUCUCGAAGAAAAGUGAUAUUGUGGGUUCAUGGGGAACUGAAUGGGAAUUGUUUUAUGCGGAUAUCAAGCCUCCAGUGCCGAUAGAACAAGGUGUUAAGUUGGAGUUGAGGAGGAAACAAGGCGGUUUUCUUGGUAUUGGUGGUUCGAGCGGUAAGGUCGUUCAGUUUAAGGACACUGCUGCAACUGAGGAAAUCGUCCCGCGUUUGAUUGCUGCGUAUGAAGAUGACACGGGGUCUGAUUGA